ACUCCCUCUCGUCCGCCCCCUCCGUGAAACCAACGCCCCUCUCUCCCCGCGCACGAGACCCAUCGCGAAUGGAAGUUGCUCCUGCGGUGAAGCAACUCCUCCCCAUGGCGCAGGGCCCCAACUCCCCGUCCUCCUCCACCACCUCGCCCUCGCCCGCCGCGCCGUCCCCGCCGCCGCGCCAGCAGCAGUCGCAGGCGCCCGUGCCGCGCAUCAUCGACACCACGCCCUUCCCCACCACCUUCGUGCAGGCCGACACCGCCAACUUCAAGCAGGUCGUCCAGAGGCUCACCGGCUCCGACACGCCGCCGCCUGCCCAGAAGCCCGCCAAGACCCACGGCCACCACCACCACCACGGCGGCGGCGUCGGGCCCAAGAAGCCGGCCUUCAAGCUCUACGAGCGCCGGAUCGGCAAGAACAACCUCAAGAUGAUCGCGCCGCUGGCGGGGCCGUCGCCGCGGAAGGCGGCGCCGGAGGUGCUGUCGCCCAGCGUGCUCGACUUCCCUUCCCUGGCGCUCGGUAGCCCCGUCACGCCGCUGCUGGCCGACCCCUUCAACCGGUCGGCGUCGGCGUCCCCGGGCGAGCAGGACGAGGCCGAGGCCGCGGCCAUCGCGCAGAGGGGCUUCUUCCUGCACCCCUCGCCGAGGGGCGUCGAGCCGCCGCGGCUGCUGCCGCUGUUCCCCGUCACGUCCCCCAAGAUGGCGCCGUGGCCGUCGCAGCAGUGAUCGCGCGGGGCGGGCCCCCGCUGCCGGAGAAUUCCUAGUACUGCCGCUUCAGAUACUACUUGUUUAAUUAACUCCUUGGUGCGUCAUGUUUUUUUUCUUUUUAUUUUUGCUCAUGGUAUUCAACUCUUGAGCGAUCGCGAAGGAACGGAAAGAAAGAUCACACUCUUGAGCUUCUUGUGCUCUCUGCUGUUUCUACUACGCACUUGCCUAAUCUACUCCGCCAUCGACGCUCUCCAUUCUCUUCAGCUUUUGCUUCACCAGAAACAACAUAAAAAUGCUUCUUUUUUUGUUUUGUUUUGUUUUGUCAAGGGUGAAACGAACGAAGCAUUGCACGGUAUAGUAUAGUCGAAUCCUUACGGUUUUUAGACGUCUUCCUGAUCUAGCAGCCUGACAGGGACGGAGUUUCUGGGGGGACUGUAAUUUUCUAGUGUCACAGAGCUCGAAACGAUGGUGAAAAAUCACGAAUUUUAUUUAUGUUUGGGCUG
Zea mays is the source of this 1207-nucleotide messenger RNA. Its product is annotated as DNA-binding WRKY. The record is from RefSeq and is marked validated. Lineage: Eukaryota; Viridiplantae; Streptophyta; Magnoliopsida; Poales; Poaceae. Bases 69 to 722 code for a protein of 217 amino acids. The transcript has a single exon.